This is a messenger RNA of Haliotis rufescens (red abalone), 1235 nucleotides long. RefSeq names its product von Willebrand factor A domain-containing protein 2-like. NCBI's taxonomy places the organism in Eukaryota, Metazoa, Mollusca, Gastropoda, Lepetellida, Haliotidae. The record is from RefSeq and is a predicted model, not a curated record. Gene Ontology annotation, molecular function: calcium ion binding. The transcript has 6 exons. Bases 87 to 1190 code for a protein of 367 amino acids.
GCUAUUUCAGAAGCAGCACGUGUUACACGUCAACUCUAGCAUAUAAACCCAUUGCAGUAGCAUCACACUGGGUAUAACUGCUGACAAUGGAGAAGGAUCCGAUAACCCUGCUGCUUCUUUUGCUGAUUUGUCACUCGUGCUACAGCCAGGUGGCAGAUCCAUGUAAGGACUUCAAAGAACUUGACAACAUCGAGUCUCGAAGCCCCAGCACGCCAGGAUAUCCUCUCCUCAUCGAUGACAGCAAGCUGACCCCGGGCUGGUAUGGGGCCCCAGGGAAGUGGGAGCUGCUCAGCCAGGACCCUGGAAACUCCAAUAUGUGUGGAACCCAAAUCCCGAUUUACAGACAGAGUGAAAACAAUGGCACGUCUAUGGUGUGUAAUAGAGUUAGGGUGAGGGCGUGUUACAGGCCACAUACAAUCGAGACGAGGAUGUGUAACGGUAAAGAGAUAUACUAUCUCUCCACGCCCCACAGAAGAGCAGGAUUUUGCUUUUUCAACAAUGAUCCCUGCGGUAUUCUGAGACCGUGUGCUAAUGGAGGCACAUGCACACAGAGAGGAACCGGAUACAGCUGCGCCUGUCGGCCUAAUUUCUCGGGUGUGAACUGUACAGUCUGCAAUAACAGGAUGCUAGACAUCCUGUUUAUUGAAGAUGUGUCGCUCUCCAUCGGCAAAACCCGCUUUGACGAAAUGAAACGAUUUCAAGAGAGUAUGCUAAACUCUACCACCAUAAGCCCUAGAGGUGAUCAAGUUGCAUUGAUGGUGUUUUCUUCAAAGGCUAGAGUAGUAUUCAAACUCAAUAAAUAUAGCAACAGCAAGUCGGAUGUUCUGGAAGCUAUCAAGCAGCAGACAUACGAAGACGGUCCCUCUUCGAGCUUCAGCGAUGCCAUCAAGCUGGCGGCUUCGAGGCAAGUUUUCAGCUAUUCUUAUGGCGACCGCUUUAUGGCUGCCAACAAGGUCGUCAUGUUUACCGAUGGGUACACCACAAGCGAGGACCGGGAGGCCAUUGCUGCCAGUAUUGGUGAUCUGAAAUCCAAAGCUGAGGUAUUUGUUGUUGCUAUCUCGACAGUGGAUGCCAAUUCCACAGUCAACGUGAUUGCGUCGAAACCUUCCAACGUCUUCCAGAUUGACUCCCCUAAUGCAGUCAGUGCUAUCCAACAGAGGAUGAAGGCUUGUCUCACAAUGUUCAAAUAGCUGGACUAAAUGUUAUUUCGUGUCCAAUAAAUGGUCUGCAUAUGA